UUUAUUUAGUACAAGAUUAAGUUUGAUCUUGAUGAUGGAUAUCUUGAUAAGGUCACACUUUAGAUUACUCUCCUUUUUCCAAAAAAUUCACUGUUCAGUAUUUUCAAUUCCAAACAGGGCUAAGAAUUGGAAAUAAUAGAAGAAAAUUGGGGUAAGAUGAUUGCAGACAGCAGCAUUAUUCUGAGGAGAAUCAUCAGCCACCUUUCACUUUGUCUGUUUCACAACUGAAGCUGCCUCCAUAUUCUACUGGUGCUCAAACUCAUCAUCACGGGUCUUCUUCCAUGCGUCUUGUGCCUGCGUGUUCUGUUCUGAGCAAGACUUUGCUUUUGGUGAUUUUGGUGAGUUAUGCGAUAAUCAUAUCGCAGCCUGAACAUAGAAGACAUGACGGCUAAUCCCCAGUUCAAAGAUCAGAGAGACAUACAAAAAUUGAAGGUUGCAAGCAAAGAGAAUCAGUUGUGGGCAGUGAUCCAUGCCAAAGGUCUUUUGCACUCUGAUGUUCAGGACUUGUUCCGGGAAGUGAGGUCCUAUUAUGAGAAUAUCAUCCUGAAUGAUAAUGCACAGCUGGAACUUCAAGACAUCGAAUAUUCUUUGUGGAAGCUUUACUAUAAGCUUAUAGAUGAAUUUCGAAAAAGAAGAAAUAGAAGUUCAGCAGCGCCUCAACAUGAUACUCAUAUGGAAGCAUUAAAACUCUUUCUAUCUGAAGGAAUUCAGUUCUACCAAAAUUUGAUUGUGAAAAUAAGAGAAUACAAUGGCCUCACAGAAGAGUCUAUGUCUUAUAGAAAGGGAAGCAUAAUUACCUCUGAGGAACAGAAGAAGAUGCAGGAACGCCAAUUUUUGUGCCAUCGCUUUUUGGUAUGCCUCGGGGAUCUUGCUAGAUAUAAAGAACAAUAUGAAAAUCCUGAAGUCCAAAACCGAAAUUGGUCAGUUGCAGCCACCUGCUACUUGGAAGCAACUAGAAUUUGGCCAGAUAGUGGGAACCCCCAAAAUCAGUUAGCUGUAUUGGCGAGAUGCAUUGGUGAUGAAUUCCUCGCUUUAUACCACUGUAUAAGAAGUUUAGCUGUUAAAGUUCCCUUUCCUGAGGCCAAGGAUAACCUGACCUUACUGUUUGAAAAGAACAUGCAUUUAAAUUCUCUUUCAACUGAAUGCCAAUUUAAUUUCUUACAUCCAUCUGAAAGAAGCAGCAUUCAGAUUACUAAACCGGAAAGCAAUGAUAAUAUGGUGAAAGCUGAAAUGGAUUCAAAUUUAUGGUCUCUUAUGAUCAGGACGUUGAGUUUCCUCUACUUGAAAUUGAGUGUGGAUCAAUUCCAUUGUGCUUUUGCGGCUACUAUGAGAGAGUUGGAUGCAUUGUUGGCAUUAGAUGAUACAAGACUAAAAGCCAACUUGGAGUCAUAUCAGCGCAUGGAUUCAGUUAGGCGAGGGCCUUAUCGAGUGCUCCAGGUUGUUUCUGUAUUGAUCUUUAUCAUACAGUAUCUAGUUAAGAGCCCAGAAACAAUAGACUCGCAGAAGAUGGAUGAUAUGCAUCACAUGGAGAUGACACAGAUGGCGUUGACUGCCACAUUUAUCUUCAUGGGACGCUUUGUUGAAAGAUGUAUGAAAUCUAGUACAAUUGAGACUUGCCCCCUUCUACCAGCUGUGCUAGUUUUUAUGGAAUGGCUGAUCUUUAUUGUUGAUGAAGCAGAAACCUAUGGAGUCGAUGAGAAAAGUGAAAGUGCUAUGUCCUACUUUUUUGAUAAAUUUGUUGAUCUUCUAAAGCGAUUGAAUGUCAAUGGCGGUGAUUCAAAGUAUUCACAAGGUGCUCCUUUGUGGGAGGACUAUGAGCUGAGGGGCUUUGCACCAGUAGCUUGUUCACAUGCAUUACUAGAUUUCUCAUCUCACCGGGAGCGUAUGGACAAUUUUGAAAGCGGAGUGGACUAUCGUUCUCAGCGUAUCAGUGAUGCUGCAAUUAAAAUUGCAGACAGGUCAACUGAUUCUCAAAAGUGGAUUGUCUAUGACAAGUUGGGAAGUACAUUUAGCAAAUACAUAUUGACAGAGUCAAAUGGAUAUCCGGACAGGAAAGGAUCAGGAGAGUUGGAAUGCAGCAACUUGGAUGUUGAAUUGAAUUUACUUAGUCAGAAGAUAGACAAAACACCAGAAGAAUGUCAGAAACUGAGGAGUGAUGGGGAAAAUCUAAGCUCUAUUGCUGUUGAUGAGGAAGAAGUUAUUCUUUUCAAGCCUCUUACUAGACGUAAUUCAGCACCAGUCAAUUUUGCAUCUACUUUAAAGGACCAAACCUCUCCGAAACAUUCAUUGGAUAAAAAUGUACCUUCUGAUGAAUGCUUGCGCCGUGCUACUUCACUUCUUAUAGCACAAAACCCAGCUCAGAAUGAUCCUUUUUCUUUCCAUACUGACAUGACUCAUUUUCGACGCAAUAUGCCAUAUAAGCAGCAGCAGCCUUUUGUGACAGAUACAGUGGUACAGGCUGUAGUUUCAGAAACUCCAGUUGCGGCUGGGCCUCCCUCCCUUAAUGCUUGGGUCUUUGACAGGGGAAGUUUGAGCGAUAGUAGAGAGAAAAGCACACAUGCUACAAGUAAACAUGGCUCAAGGUUGACACCUAUUGAGGAAGUAGCUUCAGAAUCUUUGAUUGGUCUAUCCAUAAGUGACAAUGAAGAUUCUUUCAACCGUCAUGAAUGUGCAAGCACCUUAUCCUCUUCGUCUUCAUAUACAGCUCCUGUUCCUUCAGCCCCUCCUUUAUUGCUAGAUGAUGAUCCCCUUUGGUUUAAUGAGGGGAUCAUCAUGGCAGAUAAUACCUCUGAUGUAUCAUUUUCGCAAGCAAGCAGCUAUCCACAUUGGACUGCUACUCAAGGGCCACCAGAUUUCAGUCCCAUCAUUCCAAGAUUUAUGAGCAAACACCCAACUGCACCUCGAAUGACUUCAUCCGAAUGGCUUCGUCAGUACAGAGAAAGUCAUAAUCUUGAACAUCAGGGCUGGCCAGACUAUGUUCAUCCUCCUAGUAACUUUGGAACUGUGUACGGCUAUGAUACUUCAAGGUUUCAUCAUUUCAGUCAGUGGGGAAAUCAUGCAGCUUCUAAUCCGGCAAUGCAUAUGGAUAACUCGACAUUGCAUCCAGAUUUCCCUCUAGGUCCAGGUUUCUCUGGUUACCAAAGAACAAACCUAUAUGGGUGUCGAGCUCUGACAGACUUAAGAAAUGAGCAGCAACCACUUCUACAGUACCUUAAGGAGAGGGAAAAGCAACUCCAGAGAGAUCCAACUGUGAAAGGUCCUUGUAGGGACAAUUGAGAUUUAUACUCCUGUCAAAGUGUUCAUCUAUGCAUUUCUGCAUUUUUGUAUGUACAUGCAGGUAGCUGAAAUUGGUGACAACAUUUCCAGUAUAUAAAUAAAACUAUGUGACAUGUGACCAAUUGGAUAUAA
This is a messenger RNA of Argentina anserina (silverweed cinquefoil), 3408 nucleotides long. RefSeq names its product nonsense-mediated mRNA decay factor SMG7-like. Bases 382 to 3276 code for a protein of 964 amino acids. Gene Ontology annotation, cellular component: telomerase holoenzyme complex. Gene Ontology annotation, molecular function: telomerase RNA binding; protein binding; telomeric repeat DNA binding. The transcript is spliced from 7 exons. The record is from RefSeq and is a predicted model, not a curated record. NCBI's taxonomy places the organism in Eukaryota, Viridiplantae, Streptophyta, Magnoliopsida, Rosales, Rosaceae. Gene Ontology annotation, biological process: nuclear-transcribed mRNA catabolic process, nonsense-mediated decay.